Messenger RNA from Coturnix japonica (Japanese quail), 5637 nucleotides. The record is from RefSeq and is a predicted model, not a curated record. Lineage: Eukaryota; Metazoa; Chordata; Aves; Galliformes; Phasianidae.
UUUUGUGAGCUCGGAACAAGACUUCCUCAUAGUAUCCCUGUCUCUUAUGCUUGAGAAGGUCUUCCCUUUCUGAAAUGUGGUAAUUUCAGGUGUUUCUUGCUGCUAAUGAACUUCCCACUGUGUCUCAGCCAUAGGUCCCGAUCUGCCUGCAGACCCCACGCAAUGGAAGCUGGCUCUGUGGUACGAGCAGUCUUUGAUUUCUGUCCCAGCGUUUCUGAGGAGCUGCCCCUCUUUGUGGGAGAUGUCAUCGAGGUGCUGGAUGUGGUGGAUGAGUUCUGGCUGCUUGGCAAAAAGGAAGGCGUCACAGGGCAGUUUCCUAGCAGCUUUGUGGAACUGGUGGAUAUUCCCCUUCUGAAGCAGGGAGAGAAGCUGUUUGUUUGUACCAGUGACUUCACAUCUCAAGAGCCAGGGAGCUUGUCAUUGCAGAGAGGAGACUUGGUGAUCCUGAGUGGUCCUCUGGCCUCCAGCUGGCUCCAAGGCAGAAGCAGCUGUGGUUCCAAGGGCUUUUUCCCUUCAUCAUGUGUGAGGGAGUUGCACCUUACAGUUCGGAGCUGUCAGUUCUCCCACAGCUCUCUCCUGGAGGUACCUGCCUACUCACUGGGCCAAGCCAGGGCCUUGAUGGGUCUUUCUGCUCAGCUGGAGGAGGAGUUGGACUUCAGAGAAGGGGAUGUGAUCAACAUCGUUGGCAUACCAGAGCCUGGUUGGUUUGAGGGGGAGCUCCAAGGCCGCAGGGGCAUUUUCCCAGAAGGUUUUGUGGAGCUGCUUACUCCUCUGAGAGCAGCAGGAACUUCAGUGGAUCAAGAGCCUGCAGGGCGUUGUGACACCAAUGGGACAGUGCCUACCAAGCAGGAGGAAGAUGGCAGAGAGAAUGGAGGGCAGGAGCCAGGGAGCACCUAUGGUGUUGCCUUGUACCAGUUCCAAGCUUUGGAGUCUGAGGAACUGGAUUUUGAUGUGGGUGACAGGAUUCGGAUUGUGGGCAUUCUGGAGGAUGGCUGGCUAGAGGGGGAACUGAGGGGGAAACGUGGUAUCUUCCCACACAGAUUUGUGAGACUGGAGGCUUCUGACCUUUACAGGGAAAAGGUGGGUGCUGGUGAUCCCCUGGCUGGAGGCAGCUGUGAGGUGAUUAUCCAUCAAGACUUAGAGAGCACCUGUUCCAGAGUUCUCCCUUUGCUGGAAAAAGAUAGCUGGGACAAGGAGGAUGGCUUGGUUGCACACCCUGAGCCUGACACUGUUGUGUCUCACAUGGCAGGGAGAUCUGAGGCUCCUUUGAGCACUGACUUGAGGCAGUGUCAGGCCUUUCCUGAUGCAGGGCUCCAGGAAUUACAUCCUGGAACCACAGCAGAUUCCCUCCCUUUUGAAUGCACAAAGACAGUCAAUGGCCUUCUCCACUCUACUCAGCUGCCUCCGCAGCAUAGCAGUGAGCCAGGCCAAGCAGGUGUAUUGGAACCUCCAGCCCUGCCUGAGCGUGAUGGCAGCAGACCCACCAUGCCCUCACAGACUCCCUGCUCCCCACCAGACAUUUGUGGAAGCCAGGCCAUUCCUCCUCCUAGCAGCUGGGCAGCAUCAGAGCCCCAGGAGAAGCAGAGCAGCAUCCAGGACCUGGAUGGUUGGGUGGAUGACCAGCAGAAGUCCAAACCAUGUUCUUCUGGCUGGGGAGGUGUCCACAUGGGUCUGGAUACACGGGCUGGGAGCUGGAGCGAGUGCUCCUCACUGGCAGCACAGGGGCACAGUGGCACAGACCUUGACUCAAAACUGACAGAGCAACUGGUGCAGUUUGAGAAGAGUCUGUCGAGUACCAGUGCUGAGCAGGACAAGGUCUCUCGUCACUUCUCUAUCUUGGACUAUAGCUCUGAGAAUGACAUUGUUCGUGGGUCUCCCAAGUGUGCCCCCCUUGCCAAGCUGCCAGAAAGGAGGAAGGCCCUAAGACCACCCCCUCCUCGGCCCAGCACCCUUGCAACAACUCCCAUGCCCAAAGGCCGGUCUCUGUCAUUCUCGGUGAAGCCCUCCCGGCCCGCUCCCCGGCCUCCGUCAAGCACUCAGAGAAGGAGCGUGGUCCCUCCACAGCUGCAACCCAAUGUAGCAGAGCAGCAUGCAGAGGAAAGCCGUGAGGAUGCAACACAGACAGGAUCAGCUUCUCCCUGCUCCAUCUUGCUGAUGAGGAUUGGAGAGCUGGAGCGAGACCUGGAGGCUUACAGGAAGACCCGCACUGAGCUCACCUUGCUGCUGGAGGAGCAGCAGGAUGAGCUGGUGAGAGCAGAGACCCUGGAGAACCUUGAUUUCUGUGACUCCAACAUUGAGAGCCUCAGUGCAGAGCUGCAGGAGCUGAGAGAGAUGACCCUCCUGUCCUCUCAGACUCCAUCCCUGGAGUCAUCCUCAGCUGUAACUGAGAGCCCAGAGCACAGGAUGCUGGAGAAGAGGUCCAAGGUUAUUGAGGAACUGCUCCAGACAGAGAGGGACUACAUCCGAGAUCUGGAGAUGUGUGUGGAAAGGAUCAUGGUGCCCCUUCAGCAGGCACAGGUUCUGAAUGUAGACUUUGAGAGUCUUUUUGGAAACAUCCAAGUGGUAAUUAGCUUUUCUAAGCAACUGCUGUCGACCUUGGAGGCUUCAGACUCCAUCGGGCCGGUGUUCCUGGCACAGCGUGCAGAGUUGGAGAAUGUUUACAAGGUGUAUUGCCAGAACCAUGACGAGGCCAUUGCACUGCUGGAAACGUAUGAGAAAGAUGAGAAGAUCCAGAAGCUACUCGUGGACCUGCUGGAUAACCUCAGGAGCCUGUACAGUGAGUGGGGCUGCACAAACUACAUUAACCUGGGUUCAUUCCUCAUCAAACCAGUACAAAGGGUGAUGCGAUACCCCCUGCUGCUGAUGGAGCUGCUGAGUGCCACCCCUGAAUCUCACCCUGACAAGGCACCACUCACAGCUGCUGUUCUUGCAGUCAAAGAAAUCAAUGUCAACAUCAAUGAGUACAAGCGUCGGAAGGACCUCGUGCUUAAGUACCGGAAAGGGGAUGAAGAUAGCCUCAUGGAGAAGAUCUCCAAGAUCAACUUCCACUCUAUCAUCAAGAAAUCCAACCGUGUGAGCAGCCACCUCAAACAUCUCACAGGCUUUGCGCCCCAGCUGAAGGAUGAAGCCUUUGAGGAGACAGAGAAAAAUUUCCGGAUGCAGGAGCGACUGAUCAAGUCCUUCAUCAGGGACCUUUCACUCUACUUGCAGCACGUUCGGGAGUCGGCCUGCAUGAAGGCACUAGCAGCAGUCAGCAUGUGGGACCUGUGCAUGGAGAAAGGCAGUGGGGACCUGGACCAGUUCCAGAAAGUGAACCGACUCAUCAGCGACCAGCUGUUCUCCACCUUUAAAGAGCGGACAGAGCGGCUGGUGACCACACCCCUGAACCAGCUGCUGAGCAUGUUUGUAGGGCCCCACAAGCUGGUGCAGAAACGCUUUGACAAGCUCCUCGACUUCCACAACUGCACGGAGCGAGCGGAGAAGCUGAAGGACAAGCGAACACUGGAGGAGCUGCAGUCAGCCCGCAACAACUACGAGGCCCUCAAUGCCCAGCUGCUGGAUGAGCUGCCCAAGUUCUUGUCCUUAGCCAAGGAGCUGUUUGCCAACUGCGUGCGGGGCUAUGCUGAGGCACACUGUGACUUUGUGCGCCAGGCCCUGGAGGAGCUGAAACCUCUGCUGUCGUUGCUGAAGACGUCUGGCCGGGAGGGGAACCUCAUUGCCAUCUUCCAGGAAGAGCACAGUCGAGUCCUUCAGCAGCUCCAGGCCUUCACCUUCUUUCCAGAGUCACAAGCAGCCCCCAGGAAGCCUUUUGAGAGGAAGACCAUGGAGCGUCAGUCUGCCCGGCGGCAGCCACUAGGUGCCUUGCCCAGCUACUUCCUGCAGACAGAUGACAUCCGAGCGGCCCUCCUGGCUCGAUAUCCCCCUGACAGCCUCUUCCAGGCAGAUCGCAAUUUCAAUGCUGCCCAAGACCUGGAUGUCUCACUGCUGGAGGGAGACAUUGUGGGAGUCAUCAAGAAGAAAGACCCCAUGGGCAGCCAGAAUCGCUGGCUCGUAGACAAUGGGGUGACCAAAGGAUUUGUGUACAGCUCCUUUCUGAAGCCUUACAACCCGCGUCGCAGCCAGUCGGAUGUCUCAGUGGGAAGCCACUCUUCCAAUGAGUCUGAGCAUAGCAGCUCUUCUCCCCACAGCAGUACCACGCUGACCUUCAGCCCCAGCAGGGCAGCCGUGGCCUUCACUCAUAAACACCCCCAGGACUCUGCUUCGCUGGGAGAGCCGUGCCACUCUCCACAGUCCCCCACAGAGAUGGACUCUCCAAGCUCUGGUGACAGGACAGCCCCACUGGAGGGUGGAGCGGUGACAUCUCCACGCCGCUACAGCCGACCUGAGCCAGGCUACAGCCCCAGUCCUCGCAAUGGGCACCCUGCCAAAGCACAUCUUAGGUCUGCAUCCUUGGUGGAGAACAGAGACUCUGAGCUCGAGAGUGGCGAGUCAGAAGGCAACCAGCAGGUCUAUUAUGCUCUCUACACCUUCAAAGGCCGAAACAUGAAUGAGCUGAGUGUGUCAGCUAACCAGAGACUCAAGAUCCUGCAGUUUGAAGACAUCACGGGCAAUCAGGAGUGGUGGCUGGCUGAGGCACACGGCAAGCAGGGCUAUGUGCCCUCCAGCUACAUCCGGAAGACAGAGUACACGUGAGGCUGAGGGGGCAGGAGGCCCCACCUUGUGCCUACCAGGACUGCAAGGGGCCCACGGCCUCCACUGCUUGCCCCAAGGGGAUGAGGCUGUGCUGUGGGAAAGAGGGAAGGUGGGCUGGCAGAGCAGGCACUUUGCCCAAGAGCAGGGGCCAGCAGCUGUCACCCUGACACCCUGAGCUGUUUUAUCCUCCAGCCAUGAGCAGAGUGGGGCUGUGGCCCAGGGGGAAAUGGCUAGACCAAGACUGAGGAGCUACUGUGGAUUUAAAUUGUGGAAGACUGUUGCUGAGGCCAUCUUUAGCAAAAUAGUGUUAGAAGCAGCCUAGAGCCUUGUGAACAAGUUCUCUGUGCCUUAGCAGCAGCAGGUCCUGCCUUGUCUGUGUAGGACCCCAGAUCAGCAAUGUCUGUUCUGACCAGAGGAAGCUGCUUUGAGGAUUGCUGUGAAUAGUUCAAUUACACAGUGAGUCCAGCCUCCAGGAGCACCCACUGUAGAGCCCCAGUGGAUACUGUGUCUAUGUGCUUGGUCUCCUGAAGGGGGGGUGCCACUAAGCUCUGCUGCUAGCAGCAACCAUUAAGCACCUGCUUCCGGGACCAGCUAUAGGUUCUGAACACCACCUUGCCUUGUAUCCAUACUGUCUCCAGUGUCCAGGACCCCCCUCUUUGUUCUAGCAUGCCCACAUAGCUCCUCUGGAGCAAGACAAAAGGCAAAGCACUGGCUGUCCUGCCACCUCAUUUUUGUGGGCUCUGACCAGGUGUGCCUUACCUGUGCAUGCUUCAGGGCACUGGAGAUGGUGCUUAUGUUCUGGGAGGGAUGCUGUGCCCUUUGCGGGGGUACUGUGUCUUAUGUGCUGCUGCCAUGACCUGAAAGAAGCUCCUUUGUCCUUGGGGCAGUGUUUGAGUCCCUUGCACUGCUGCUCCAUAAAUAAAGGUUUGCCCUUGUAUAUAGGAA